This is a messenger RNA of Ipomoea nil (Japanese morning glory), 429 nucleotides long. RefSeq lists its product as uncharacterized. The record is from RefSeq and is a predicted model, not a curated record. Bases 1 to 429 code for a protein of 142 amino acids. Gene Ontology annotation, molecular function: nucleic acid binding; zinc ion binding. NCBI's taxonomy places the organism in Eukaryota, Viridiplantae, Streptophyta, Magnoliopsida, Solanales, Convolvulaceae. The transcript has a single exon.
AUGCGAGAUCAUAGAGAUCUAAGAAUGCUAUCUACAGACGCGUAUGAAUUCGAGAUGAAGACAAGAAUCGAAGAUGAACGAGAUGAAAGAACUUCUGCUUUAAUGGCCGAACAACCGUCUACAUCCAUAUCAGUAAGAAAUAGUGAUUUUUUAUCUGAUGAACAAUUUGCAUUAUUUGUCAGGAAAGUUAAGAAGUUCAUGAAGAGAAACAACGUCAAGAAUUCACCACAAGCAAGCUCAUCUAGAAGACUAAGAAAAGAACCUCUUGCAUAUAACACAAAUGUGUGCUAUAAUUGUAGAAAGCCAGGAAAUUUUAUGGUAGAAUGUCCUUACCCCAACGUAAGCAAAUAUUUGAAUGUAUCUAACCCUUCUCAGGAAGAAUACGAAUCCAUAGAGAAAAGAUUCAAGAAGGGUGUGUCAUUGGGUUGA